AUGUGGUCCAAUAGCAGUGCUGCUCCCUUCUUGCUGACAGGCAUUCUGGGCUUGGAAGCAGUUCAUCACUGGAUUUCCAUCCCCUUCUUUGCCAUCUACCUCUCCAUUCUUUCAGGCAAUGGCACACUUCUCUUCCUCAUUUGGAAUGACCACAGCCUUUAUGAGCCCAUGUACUACUUGCUGGCUCUCCUGGCAGGUACAGAUCUUGGGAUGACAUUAACUACCAUGCCCAUGGUCUUGGCUGUCCUCUUGUUUGACCACAGGGAAAUUGCCCAGGGUGUCUGUUUCACUCAGUCCUAUUUAAUUCACUCAUUGGCCAUCGUCGAAUCAGGGGUCUUGCUUGCCAUGGCCUAUGACCGUUUCAUUGCCAUUCGUUCCCCCUUGAGGUACAACUCCAUUCUUACCAAUUCCAGGGUGAUGAGGAUAGGACUGGGCGUAAUGUUGAGGGGCUUUGUGACCAUUGUGCCUCUAAUUGUGUGGCUCUACUGGUUCCCAUACUGUCAUUCCCAUGUUCUUUCCCAUGCCUUUUGCCUCCAUCAGGAUGUCAUGAAGCUUGCCUGUGCUGAUAUUACCUUUAAUCGCUUAUACCCAGUCAUUCUGGUGGCUUUGACUUUCUUUCUGGAUGCACUAAUCAUUGUUUUUUCUUAUGUCCUGAUUCUAAAGACAGUGAUGGGCAUUGCCUCUGGGGAGGAGCGAGCUAAGGCCCUCAACACUUGUGUCUCCCACAUUAGCUGUGUGCUGGUGUUCUACAUCACCGUGAUUGGGCUGACCUUCAUCCACAGGUUUGGGAAGCAUGCCCCACAUAUGGUCCACAUCACCAUGAACUAUGUCUACUUUCUCUUUCCACCAUUCAUGGACCCCAUUAUAUAUAGCAUCAAAACUAAGCAGAUUCAGAGAAGCAUCGUUCAUCUGUUUUCUGUACACAGCAGGGCUUGA
Messenger RNA from Octodon degus (degu), 936 nucleotides. Its product is annotated as olfactory receptor 51B4. NCBI's taxonomy places the organism in Eukaryota, Metazoa, Chordata, Mammalia, Rodentia, Octodontidae. The coding region runs from base 1 to 936 and encodes 311 amino acids. The record is from RefSeq and is a predicted model, not a curated record. Gene Ontology annotation, cellular component: membrane. The transcript has a single exon. Gene Ontology annotation, molecular function: G protein-coupled receptor activity; olfactory receptor activity. Gene Ontology annotation, biological process: G protein-coupled receptor signaling pathway.